UAAUGAUUGCAACUAGAGGCAACCUGCGUUUAUUUAAAACCGUGGACUGUAUAAAACCCAUCUUCUACUGCCCACACGGGAGAGCAGCGUAUUGUGUAGAAGGUUAAGAUGGUGCUCACUUCACUUGGCUACACCGGUGGUGCUGGAGUUCGAGCCCCUCCAUCUUCUCGUCCCUUUCCGUUGCUGAUGCUGAGGCCGGCUGCUGAUGCAGAACAGGCUGGGUUCGCCUGUAUUUCUGCAGGUUGUUUAAUGAGGAAAACAAUGAAACAGAAAUGGAGCUCCCCUGGGGGAGCGCUGCCUCCCAUAUAGACUUCCGAGAUGAAUAUACAGUACGUGGGGAGAGAAACAGUCUUUAAAAAAUAUAUAUAUAAAAUAUUGGCAUGACAUAGGAGAAAGACGCUGAGAUUGAAGCUGUUUGAGGAGCUGUCCAGAUGCUGAAAGGACACCAAGCAGCCUCACAAUAAGAGCUGCUGCUUCUGGAGGAACUGAUCAUGCAAUUUUAACAUUAAAAUGAACAAUGUAUCUGCUGCCUGUGACCUAAAUGUUCUCUCUGAACAUUUAUUUUGGCGCUAUUAUUGGUUCAUCUUCUGCAGCUCUGUUAAAAAGAAAAUAUCACUCUUGGUAGUUUCAGUUGAGUCAAAACCUACGUGGGUUAAUAUUUUCUAAAAUAACAAUAGAGACAGUACGAGCCACUGCCCUUUGCGCUGUUUGGUGCUUAAUUAUUUUCAUUUAAAGGCUCUUUAAACCAAUUCGGACCAAAAUAACGAUCCGUCCUCCAUAAAAUCAAUAGCCUAAAUCCGCAGCGAGUGUCAGUCGCAGCCCCUCAUGUAGGAGAAUGCAGACAGGAGGGGUGGAGUUCACGGCUUUUACUUUUCAAAGCUCCUCUGGCAGAAGAGCUCAGUCUUUGCCUGGAAAACAGCGGAGUUGGCGUUGAUGCGUCCUGGCAUGAGAUCCCACUUCGGUCACAGCAGCCUCCUCGCUGCCGCAGCCUCCAGUUAAACUUUCCAUGCUGUUGUUGCCCGUCCAGCGGGCAGCACUUGGGAGGUUUGUCUGGACUGCGUUCGCUCCCGCUCUCUCGUCCACUGCGCCCCGGGUCUCCACCCUCGGCUCUCCAGGUUCAGAGGCUCUCGGGCGGCCGGAGGAGCUGGCCACGAACUCCCGCACGCAUGGAGGGAGACGUUAUGGACAAAGUGGAGGCCACGGCGACGGUCUGUGACUUCGACCCCAUCAGCGGGAGCAUCCCUGCGACCAAAGUGGAGAUCACCGUGUCUUGCAGGAAUCUCUUGGACCGAGACACUUUCUCCAAAUCUGACCCAUUGGUUGUGUUAUACACCCAGGGCGUGGAGUCCAAACAGUGGAGAGAGUUUGGCAGAACAGAGGUGAUAGACAACACACUAAACCCAGACUUUGUCAGGAAGUACAUCCUGGACUACUUCUUUGAGGAGAAGCAGAACCUGCGCUUUGACGUGUAUGAUAUCGACUCUAAAAGUCCAGAUCUGGCAAAGCAUCCAACCGACUUUAACGACUUCCUGGGACAGGUCUACUGUACGCUGGGGGAGAUCGUGGGCUCACCUGCCAGUCGCUUGGAGAAGCCGCUAGGUGGUAUCCCCGGGAAGAAAUGUGGAACCAUUAUCUUGUCUGCCGAGGAGCUGGGAAACUGCAGAGAUUAUGCCACCAUGCAAUUCUGUGCCAACAAACUGGAUAAAAAAGACUUCUUCGGAAAGUCGGACCCCUUUAUGGUCUUCUACAGAAGUAACGAGGAUGGCACGUUCACCAUCUGUCACAAGACUGAGGUGGUGAAGAACACACUGAACCCUGUGUGGCAGCCCUUCUCCAUCCCCGUCAGAGCGCUCUGCAACGGAGACUACGAGAGGACAAUCAAGAUAGAAGUGUAUGACUGGGACAGAGAUGGGAGCCAUGACUUCAUCGGGGAAUUCACCACAAGUUACAAAGAGCUUUGUCGGGGUCAGAACCAGUUAAAUGCGUUUGAGGUGGUGAACGCCAAGAAGAAAAUAAAGAAAAAGAGAUACAUCAACUCUGGAACGGUGUCCUUGUUGUCUUUCAACGUGGAGUCAGAGCACACCUUCCUGGAUUACAUCAAAGGAGGGACUCAGAUUCACUUCACAGUGGCCAUUGAUUUCACUGCAUCAAAUGGAAAUCCAUCCCAGUCCACUUCACUACACUACAUGAACCCAUAUCAGAUGAAUGCCUACGCCAUGGCCCUGAAGGCUGUUGGGGAGAUCAUCCAGGACUAUGACAGUGAUAAGAUGUUUCCAGCCCUGGGAUUCGGUGCCAAGCUUCCUCCUGAUGGGAGGGUUUCCCAUGAGUUUCCUCUGAAUGGCAACAUUGAGAACCCGUACUGUAACGGCAUGGAGGGGAUUCUUGAAGCUUACCACGAAAGCCUUAAGACGGUUCAGCUGUACGGACCCACCAACUUCGCUCCUGUUGUUAAUCACGUGGCAAGGUAUGCAGCAGCGGUGCAGGACGGAUCUCAGUACUUUGUCCUGCUCAUCAUCACUGAUGGCGUUAUAUCAGACAUGGCUCAGACCAAGGAGGCUAUAGUGAACGCAGCGAAACUCCCCAUGUCCAUCAUCAUAGUUGGAGUUGGCCAAGCUGAGUUUGAUGCCAUGGUUGAGCUGGAUGGGGACGACAUCAGAAUCUCCUCACGAGGGAAGUUGGCAGAGAGAGACAUUGUGCAGUUUGUCCCAUUCAGAGACUACAUGGACCGCACAGGUAACCACGUGCUGAGCAUGGCGCGGCUGGCUAAAGACGUGCUGGCAGAGAUCCCCGACCAGCUGAUCUCCUACAUGAAGAGCAGAGCCAUUAAACCCAACCUCGUCCCUCCAGCUUACUCGACCGACGACCACCUCCAGACCAACCCCGUCUGAGGCCCGCUACCCCCACCCGUCCCCAGCAUGCAGCUCUGCGUAGGGAGUUGAAGGGUGGAGAUUGAUGGCGACCCGCCUCCACCGACCGUCCUUUGAAGGGAAAAUGGAAAUGCGAGGCCCUUUCGUAGAUGUUAAUCCAGCAGAAGGAAAAGAUGAUGAGACUCCAUUUUGGUUUGGAGCAUGGAGACUUCUGUGGGGGAACCUGCUGGUGAUCAGAGAGUUUUCUUUUCCUCUGAGGAUGAGAGCGCUGAGAGGAGGCCGGUGUAAAUGGAGGUUUUAGUUGUUCGCUGUCAAACAUGUCAAAGUGGUGAUGUAAUGGAUAGCAGGUAAACCCGUAGAGAGGGCCUUUUUUGAAGGCAUACAUAUAUUAGGAUGUGCAAGUGUGUAUCAUGUUUGUGAUACCUUUUGGAAUCAAUGUGUUUUAAACUAGGAAAUCAUGUGCAUACUAAUUUAUUUAUUUAUUUAAUGCAGAAAUAAUUUAUUCCUUAGAGGGUGUUUUAAAGGGUGGGGAUUGAAGUCAUAUUCCCCCUGUAGUUUUCCAUGUUAUAUUUUGUGACCAGUGUAAUAAGAACAACCCCCAUUUCUACUUUGGUAAGGACUGUAAUAUAAAAAGCAUGUGAUAAAACCUGUUCAGCAGUUUAUGGAUCAUUUUCACUGAUGGCUAAUUUUCAAUUGCAAGCUAUUAAUGUAGAAGACCUCCUGUGAGCUGUUGACAUACUGAUUUUUCAGCACCGCAUCUUAUAUGUAUUUCUAAUAUUUGUAUGAACAGAAUGCACUGAUUACUGUCCAAAUAAAAAGCACAAAGGUAAUAAUGCCAAUAAGCUAAAAACCAUUAGUUUGAAAGCGCCAACCACAAUGAAAAUACUAGAAAGGACCCCACGUAACGUCUUCUACACACAUUUUAAACAACAGGAAGAAUGUUUAUAUAGAGACUAUUAUACAAAUAGGUUAGAAUUUACUUAUAUUUAUGAUAAAAUAGCAGAAUGUUUACAACAAAGCAGAGGAGUAUUUAAAAGCACACACUUACUUUCCCUUUUAGUAUGCAAGAAUGCAAAUUGUACCGCUUAUGUCAUGCAGCCAUACCUCAUUUGUCGUCUUGCCGUUUGCGUUUCUUACCAUUGUAUGUGUUGUGGUUACAGUUUAUUAUCUCUUCUGUACUUUUAAAGAACCCUCCAAAUAUACCUUCGAAAGUCAAUUAUUUUCCUCCUUUAAACUGAUUUCUUUACCCGGAGUGAACAGUCGCAAAUCGUGCUAUGCGGCGUGUAGAAUUUGGGCGUGGAGUUUAUUUUAAAGCGAUCUAAAGAGAACAGACGGUCCAUCUUCUUUAGUUCGGUCAAAUUAGCAUUGACUGUUUCCACAUAACAUUGUUUUACAUGCACGACAACUCAUUUUAUAACCCAUUGAGAUACUAUUUAAAUACCUAAGAUGCAAUUAAACAGUUCUAAUUUAACACAAGCCUGAUAUUGACAUACACUAUAUACACACACACGCACACACAUGUGUUCAUGGCGCUUUCUUUUAAGUGACUGUGUAUGCAUUUUACAGCCGUUGCGGCCCAUUUGUACAUCCUAAUUUAUCUAUAUACAGUUAAGAGGCCAUUCUUUUUUUUUCCACUAGCAUCUCUCAGUCACUCAGUAUCUUGAUCCAGAUGUGCCUAUUAUAUGGAAACAUAUCCAAAUUCUGUUACCCAGGUGUAAUUCUGCCAGCAGCAACAGGUCUCAUGUUUAAGAUGCACACACAGAAAAUGUUGGAGAUGAUAGAAACUGCUGAAAGUGUAGGACUGUUUCAGCCACAGGAGCUGAUGCCCGCUGUCUCCAUCAGGGUUCUGUGCUUUUUAUACUUCACUAACGAUCUUUGAAGUGAUGAAAGUUCACAGCGUCGCCGAGCCUUGUUGUACAGUACUCAAAGUCAAGACUUGUUUACAACUCAUCCGUGGCUAUUUACAUUGCCUCAAGGAAAAACUAAACAUUCAUGGGUUUCAUUAAGAGAUAACUUUCUUUUCGUUUGUGCAUUCCUCAGUCUUACUUUAGACCUAAAGGGUUUCGUUGAAUUACACCGGAGAACCAAUGUUUACAAAGGUUUGCCAUGCUUUUCUCUGAGAAUGUGAAGCCCUGUUUCGGUUUCUGUUUGGAGCAAAUGUGUUUACAUGAUUCAUGUUGCUUUGUGAUCUUUUGUUAGUCAUUCACUGUUCUCAGAGAGCAGGCAGAAUAUGAGGAUGCUGCAGAAAACUCAGUCCAGAGGCACUGAACCCCUUCUGUCACAAGCCCAGAUCCUCAUUUGGCUUUUCUUCUCUGUUUAAAUUUUUCAUCAGUGGUGUUAUUUCUCCCUCAGAAGACAAAGCCGAGUUUAAUCUUCUGCCAAAUUCACAUGGACAUGUGAACUGAAAUGAGUUUAGUUUCAUAACGCUCAUGAAUACCAGUAUACCUCUACAGAAAGCCAUUAAAUCCAAAAAGAGAUACCUACACACUGAUUACAUUUGUCUUAUGAAUUAUUUAAACAGUUUGCAUUACUAUCUUAAAUAUAAUUGUCUUUGCAAUUUACAUGAUUGAAUUAGUUUUCAAAGCGAGUCUGAUUUUCUUCAUUGCUCACAGCAAGUGGAAAAGUACAUCUGACAGGCGUGAUGCUCGUUAAAUCAGCAUCAGCAUGCAGCUCAUAUACAGUGGCAGCUGUCUGUGAGGAAGGAGAAUACAAGAGCACGGAAAAGUGGAGGUGUGGUGUGCACUUUUCAAACAUGUUUUGUGUAAUUACUUUGAUGCAAAAUUGAGUAAUAUUCAAUUCUUUUCAAUCCUUUUUUUUUUUUUUUUUUUAAUAUAACAGGCUAGUUAUUUCCUGACAACUCCCCCUGAAACAGAAAUCAGAAACAUCCUCAGUACUAACAAAUAAUCUCCAAAUAUGAAAAAGUAAAGACACUUAUGCAAUUGUGAAACAUUCAAUUUGUGUGAAUUAUAUUAUAGGUUUUCUUUCUGUGGAAAUAGUUUGGUUUUUCCCUACUUUUUUUUUUUUUAACCUGUAUUCAAGGCUAAACUCUAAUUAUGUACAUAAGCCCCGCAAACAGAAUAUCCAGUGCCAACACGUGUUCAGUUGUUGAACUUGGCCUCUUUAGACAAUGUGCAUGUUUGUGCCAAAGUGGCAGGAAAUUCUGUAGUCUGCCUUCAUUUCACCUGAUUAGUGCAUCUGCCCGCGUGCUUCAUUUGUUACUUACUUGUAAUUUGGAGAUAACAGUCACCUCCAGCAUGUUGCAUCUCUGGUUUCUUUCCAUUCUGUUCCUAUGAGACACAUACUGUAUGGGUUCUUCUUGCCACUGCUCCUGUUUUAUCCCAGGUUGUUUACAUACCUCUCUUGGUCUCUGACUUGCAUGCUGAAUAAUUUCCAAACCAGGUGUUGGACAUGAUAUUGUCGUCAUACUGUGGUUUGUGAAAUGCUUUGUAAUGGAUUGCCUUAACUGAAGAUUAAUAAAAAAAAAAAUACUGACAA
Molecule: messenger RNA, 6362 nt
Organism: Mugil cephalus (flathead mullet)
Lineage: Eukaryota; Metazoa; Chordata; Actinopteri; Mugiliformes; Mugilidae
Gene: cpne5a
Product: copine Va
Exons: 23
Coding region: 1167-2888 (573 amino acids)
Biological process (GO): cellular response to calcium ion
Cellular component (GO): plasma membrane
Molecular function (GO): calcium-dependent phospholipid binding
Source: RefSeq, a predicted model, not a curated record